UUCCGGCGCGCCACUUGAUGGGAAACGGUAGGCCGCCAUGCCCGCGGGUGUGCCCUGGUCCACUUACCUGAAGACGCUGGCUGCCAGCAUGCUGGCCAUGUUCGCAGGAGCCGAGGUGGUGCACCGGUACUACCGGCCUGACCUCAGUAUACCUGAAAUACCUCCUAAGCCUGGAGAGCUGAGAACAGAGCUGCUGGGUCUGAAAGCAAGGUCAAAACAAGCUGAAACAUCGCAGCAUUGACUGCAGUUUGCUUUUUGUGUUUUGAGAACUACUUAGGUUGCUCCUAAAGUAAUGCUUAUUUAUUUCCAUGGAAACAAUAACCGAUAUAAAAAGCACUAUAAGAGUAUGUGAGCAAAUUCCAAGCUACAAAAAUGUCUCUCCACGUAGUUGCCACCAUUAGUCAAUUUGUGUGCAUGAACGGAUGGAGGCACUCUUCAUUUCAUGGUGUAACAGUUGCGCGUGGCCAUUGGGAAUGCAGCUUGUCGUUCAUGUUGCCAUUGCUACUGCUGAAACACAGCACCCACUGCCUCACUGUGCUGACAUCCACUGGUUGGUCUCCAUAACAAGCGUUAAUGAAUGUCACUGAGUGCAUUUUUUUUUCCACCUGGAGGAAUUCAGUGAUGCACCUUUGCUUCAUUCAUAAUUCCACAUCAGAUGCCAUUACCAGAUUGUCCCUCUGCUGUCCUCUGUUACACGGCAACGAAAUGUAACAAGAACACUGACGAGAAGGUUCAACCUCUACUGCUAUACCACCAACAUCCCCCUCUGACAUCAUGGACCAACAUAAUAGCACAGGAGGCAUUACUUUUGGAGCAGCUCGUAUAGGACAGCUAGAACAUUUGGUCAGUUCUCUCAACUGCAGAAGUCCAUACGUGAAAUAAUGAAGCUUUUCUUCUUUCUUGAAAGCAGAACUAUAUGAAGUAUAUGCUAAAAACAAACAAAUACUGUAAAAAGUGUAAUAUGUUGUAUACCAAAGUAUGUAUGAUUAAUUUUGAUUUGCAGUGUAAAUAUUCUUCGGAAUAAAAAAAUGUGAACUUGUGCUUGGCCAAUUCUACAGGAGUUUGAAGCUUUUAAGCUGAUGUCUUGAUUUCAGCUGGGAUAAUCUUCCUGCUAGCUACUAUGGUGCUGUGUUUUGGACUUAAGAUGAGAAUAAUGCUGGUAACAGUUGCUGAGUAGUGUUUAUUGCACCAGGUCCAGGACAUUUUGGCUUUUCCUGCUGCACUGCCAGCAAGAGGCUGGGAGUGCAUGAGAGGACAUGGCCAGAACAGCUGCCCCAACUGGCCAAAGUGUUAGUGUUCAGUUUCUCAGGAAGGUGUUACACAUGCUCGGUCUUGCUCUGAUGGAAGUGGCUGAAUAGUUCACUGCAAAUGAAGCCCUUAUUUUGCUUUCAUACACAACUUUAGCUAGUAAAUGCUUUUACAUCAA
Molecule: messenger RNA, 1426 nt
Organism: Lagopus muta (rock ptarmigan)
Lineage: Eukaryota; Metazoa; Chordata; Aves; Galliformes; Phasianidae
Gene: C1H12orf73
Product: chromosome 1 C12orf73 homolog
Exons: 2
Coding region: 38-241 (67 amino acids)
Biological process (GO): mitochondrial respiratory chain complex III assembly
Cellular component (GO): mitochondrion
Source: RefSeq, a predicted model, not a curated record